AUGGGAUCCCUAGGCACAUACUUCCUGGACGUUGUCUAUUCCUUCACAAAUUGCAUGGUUUGCUUUCCUAGCUCACCACAAUUGAAGAUCAACAGUCGAAGUUUCAAGAUAUUACGGCUGCUGGGCGAGGGUGGCUUCUCAUAUGUAUACCUCGUACAAGACAACUCAAAUCAACAACUCCUCGCCCUCAAGAAGAUCAGAUGUCCCUUCGGCCAAGAAAGCGUGAGCCUGGCGCUCAAGGAAGUCGAGGCCUACACACUCUUCUCGCCGCACCCCAACAUCAUACACUCAAUCGACUACUCUGUUGAAACCGACAAGUCAGACUCGUCCGCGAAGACCGUAUACAUCCUCCUCCCGUACUACCGUCGCGGCAACCUGCAAGACAUGAUCAACGCGAACCUGGUCAACCACACAAAGUUCCCAGAGCGAAGACUCAUGGUGCUGUUCCUGGGUGUUUGCAAAGCGCUAAAGGCAAUGCAUCAGUACAAGAUCAAGGGCGGGCCCGGCGGCGCGAAGAGUGAAGGCAAGGCGAAGAAGGUCCGGAGGGACGCGAAGAGGGCAGACGCGGAAGCUGCGGAGACAAUGGAGAUGCGCCCGAGCAGGCGGAAUCGCGAUCAUGACGAGGAUGACGAGCAAGAGGCAGAAGGACUGCUAGAAGAAUCAGAAGUCACAGCGGCGCACGAAGGCAUUGCGCCUGGCGGGGAGAGGGCGUACGCGCACAGGGACAUCAAGCCUGGAAACAUCAUGAUAGACGACGACGGCCAGACACCCAUCCUCAUGGAUCUCGGCUCCCUCGCACCUUCCCCCACGCCCGUAACGUCGCGAUCCCUCGCCCUACAAAUCCAAGACACCGCGGCCGAACACUCCACCAUGCCAUACCGCGCUCCAGAACUCUUCGACGUCAAGACCGGCUCUGUUAUCGACACCAAGGUCGACAUUUGGUCGCUCGGUUGCACGCUCUACGCCUGCUUGGUCGGCAAGAGCCCCUUCGAGGCUAGGUCAGACGAGACUGGUGGUAGUUUGAGCAUAUGUGUAUUGGGUGGUGACUGGAGAUUUCCAGAUGAGGGUAUGCAGAGGGGUAAGCAGAAGGCGAACCCCGAGGAUGCUAUCACAGACAGCGUCAAAGAGGUGGUGAGGAAGUGUUUGAGGCUGGAGCCGAGCGAGCGACCGGAUGUUGAUGAGCUCAUUGAGAUUGUGGAGGGCGUGUUGAGGGAGCUUCCUGAGGACGGCUCGGACGAUUAA
This is a messenger RNA of Alternaria ventricosa, 1242 nucleotides long. RefSeq lists its product as uncharacterized. Gene Ontology annotation, cellular component: Golgi apparatus; cytoplasm. The coding region runs from base 1 to 1242 and encodes 413 amino acids. The transcript has 3 exons. Gene Ontology annotation, biological process: vacuolar protein processing; regulation of vacuole fusion, non-autophagic; protein phosphorylation. Gene Ontology annotation, molecular function: protein serine/threonine kinase activity; ATP binding. The record is from RefSeq and is a predicted model, not a curated record. Lineage: Eukaryota; Fungi; Ascomycota; Dothideomycetes; Pleosporales; Pleosporaceae.